This is a messenger RNA of Hydra vulgaris (swiftwater hydra), 834 nucleotides long. RefSeq lists its product as uncharacterized. The record is from RefSeq and is a predicted model, not a curated record. Lineage: Eukaryota; Metazoa; Cnidaria; Hydrozoa; Anthoathecata; Hydridae.
AUGAAAAGUGCUAUUGCUGAAGAAGUACAACAAGCGGGAUUAUUCUCAGUGCAACUUGACACAACUCAAGAUGUAACACAAGCUGAUAAAUGUGCGAUAGUCCUGCGAUACGUUACCAACAAAGUUAAGGAGCGACUUAUUGGUGUUGUCGAUUCACAUUCUGGAAAAGACAGUGAUCUGUGCAAAUUGAUGUCAAAUGUUUUGGAACAAAAUGGCAUUGAUAUUACUAAAUGUGUGUUAGAUAGUACUGAUGGCGCGUCUAAUAUGGCUGAGGUAUACAAUGGAUUUACUACAUUCUUAGAAAAAGCGUCUCCUGGACACAUUCACACAUGGUGUUAUGCGCAUGUUUUAAAUCUGGUCGUAUGUGACGCCACCAGCAGUAAUGAAGUUUCAAUGAUACUUUUUGGUAUACUUCAAGAGGCUGCUAUGUUUUUUCGUGAGUCCUACUUGAGAAUGGACCUUUGGACUGAUCAGAUGAAAGAAAAAAAUGGCCAAAACAUUCAAAAACGACUAAGUGUUAUCGGUGCUACUAGAUGGGGGUCCAAACACGAUGCCUUUCAAAAGUUUUUUGGUACGUUUCGCGACGGUAAAGGAGCAUUAUACACAGACGUCGUUCAAUUACUGGAAAUAGCAGUCUCUUCCACUAAAUUAAGUGUUGAAGCACGCUAUGAUGCGCAGUAUCUAUUAACGUCCUUAUUAAAAUAUAAGACUGUACUGACGGGAUUUGUAUAUCUAAGAAUAAUGGAAGCAACCACACCACUGUCCAAAUACCUACAGACGUCUGGAUUGAAUUUCAUAAAGGCGUUUGAGAUGGUUAAAGUAACUAUUUCAUAA